AAAGGGUUUUACAAAGUCGCCAUUUUGUGUCAUAACCGCCAUGUUGGACGGUACGGUUCAUGGUUCAUAUACAUAUGUACAAUUAAAUAAAUUACAUUACGCCAUUUACCUACGCCAGAGUGCUGUCAGCGCUUUGGUGCAUCAUUAUUAUUAAAAAUGUCACGUAGAUUGACGAAGCGGUAUGUGACGCAAGCUGACGAAUACAAGUGCAGUUUGUCGGCGGAGACACAAGCUAUUGCACAAGAACAACUCAGGGAGACGGAAAACUCCAGGUCUCAGGCCCUCGCCGCGCUCAGAAACUGGCUGGAACAGAACCCCAAGUUCAUGGCCAUUAGAUUAGAUUCAAGCUUUCUCCUUCGUUUCCUUCGAACAAAGAAAUACAGCGUCCCGAUGGCUCAGGAGGCUAUCGAGAGGUAUAUCCUGCUGCGUCAGUCCUGGGGCAUCGCCUUCAACCAGCUGGACUACAAGCUGCCCGUCAUGAUGGAAUUGAUCGACCUUGGGUUCAUAUUUGUCAGUCCGUUCAAAGACAAAGGCGGCCGGCGCGUUGUCAUAUACAGGCCCGGUGUCUUCGACCCGUACAAGUAUACCAACCAGGACAUGUGCCGGGUAAUGGGCAUCUGCUACGAAACCUUGAUGGAGGACGAGGAGAACCAAGUCCGCGGGCUGGUGCACUUCGCAGACGGUAGCGGAGUCAGCUUCCCGCAUCUCACCCUGUUCACGCCUAAGGAGGCUGUGAGAAUUGUUAAGAACGGUGAGAGAACUAUCCCCAUGAGACACAAGGAGAUAUACGGUGUUAAUGUCCACCCGACCAUCAAGUUCGCAUUAGAUUUCGGCAUGGCUCUCAUCUCUGAGAAGAUUAGGAAGCGAGUGAAACUGUACAGUGCCCCAGAGGACGUGGAGAUUGACAAAACAUUGCUACCCAAGGAGUACGGCGGUGACAUGCCCAUGAAAGAGAUGAUAGAUUUAUGGAAACAAGAGCUUGAAAAGAACCGAGACACUCUGUUGUUGAACGACAAAAUGGCGGUCCGUCUAGAGAUGUACAGCGAGGCGGCGCGAGAGGGCGCCGUCUCAGCACUCCGAUCCGGCGCGAAAACGUGCGCGGGCGCAGACGCCGUCGGUGACGCGAUGAGGGGCCUUACGGGGAACUUCAGAAAAUUAGAAGUAGACUAGCUAAACUUGACUGAUUACAAAAACUAUAUUAAGUUAUAGUGGGAUAAGGUAAUAUAAUUUUAAUCAUAUAAGGCACUAAAAGGAAACCAUGGAAAGAGGAGUACUUGUUUGCAAAUAUGUUUAACCGAAGAAGAUGCAACGCCUUUGAAAUAACAACCAAAUAAAGCUACUUUUAAACUGAAAUAGCGCGAUAUGCAAGAUGGCCAGAGUUCCUGGGAGAAAUGAUCAGACCUCUCCGAUAGAUGUGUCUACAAGCAACAAAGAAUUCUAUUAGUAGAUUUUUAACAUACCUAGCACACAUGAGAGAGAACAGGAUGAAGACUUUGCUGUCGCAUGUCUUAUACAUCCGGUAGCGAAAACGUAUCUAACGAUAUGUCACUUGUCUACGGGGCAGGGUUUACAAUGCACAUUUAUAGCCUAAAUUUAUCGGAUAAGAGAGCUAGGAUUUGGUAUGUGUCAAGCUAUAGGAACAGAACCAUUGAUUAAUAGAUCAGUCAAGAUCAUUAAUGAAGUAUUGCCAUUUAAAUUUCUACAAUUUGGGUAACAUUUCCAUAUUUCCAUAUAUCUUUGGCGAUUUUAACAAAUUCCUUUGGUCAUUUUGAAAUUAGAAGUGGCAAUACUAUUAAUGACUGAUGCCUUUACCCGUGGUAUUAUUAAUAUUUGUAUUAUUAUAUUUAAUAAGAUAGAAUCCAUGACACCGUUUUUAUGUACCUAAAUUAGGUAUAGGAUUAAAAAUAAAGUGUACAAAUUA
Messenger RNA from Galleria mellonella (greater wax moth), 1921 nucleotides. RefSeq names its product alpha-tocopherol transfer protein-like. Gene Ontology annotation, molecular function: phosphatidylinositol bisphosphate binding. The coding region runs from base 157 to 1170 and encodes 337 amino acids. The transcript is spliced from 7 exons. The record is from RefSeq and is a predicted model, not a curated record. NCBI's taxonomy places the organism in Eukaryota, Metazoa, Arthropoda, Insecta, Lepidoptera, Pyralidae. Gene Ontology annotation, cellular component: membrane.